GACUGUGUGUACGUACAAUUUCCCCCCGUUUUUACCUCAGAGAAACAUACCGGGUGGAAACGUCGUGGAAAUGGACAGCUGUGGAAUGGAUAUACAAGUGACGAAGUGCCGCAGGGAGAACAGAGUGUCUGGAUCCUGAAAAACAGUCUGGUUCCUGCAUAAAGCACUACCCACCCAAGUGACUCUUUGCCUGUGUCAUGGCGGCGAGGCCUGCCCUUUCGUUCCUAUUGGCUGUGCUGGCAUGCACUGGGCCGGCCCAGCCCUCCCCCCCACUGCUGCUCCGCCCCCGGGAGAGAGAGAGGGACUCGGGAGGGGCUUCGGGCGGAGUCAACAUCGCUGUGGUUCACUCCGGCUCCUCCCACCUCCCGGAAACGAGCGCCGGGGUGGGGGGCGUGGGCGGUGCCUCUUCGGCGGGCUCUGGUUCCGGUGCCGGGCCAAGCAGCAACAGCGGCAGCUCUGGGACAGCCUUUCUGAGUCGGGCCUGGUCAGGACAGGUGGGCGAGAGUGUGAUGACACCGUGGGGUCCCGCCAAUGUGAUAUGGCUGGCUGUCAAUGAGAGCAGCCCCGGGAGCCUCUUGUUACAAUUGUGUGAGUUACUAGCUACCACUCCACUACAAGGCCUUGUGUUUGAGGAAGAAAAGCCACCACCACCUAACCGGGCACCAUUAGCACCUAUGCUGGAAUUUGUCUCUGCCCAGACAGGAGUGCCUGUGAUUGCUGUGGGAGGAGGGGCUGGCCUGGGGAGGGAGCCACAGGAAAGUGGCUCCGUCUACCUGCAGUUUUCAUGCUCCACUGGCCUGCAGCUGGAAGUCAUUUUUGAGGUUCUGGAGGAGUUUGAUUGGACUGCGUUUUCAGUGGUCUUCACGCGCCACCAUGGCUAUGAGGAUUUCCUGGCCAUGGUAGAGGGCAUGAUAGAUGGAUCCUUCAUCGGCUGGGAAAGAAAGAGCGUGGUGAUGCUCAACCUGACCGAUGACCCGGGAGGAGCUCGUACCCGCAGGCUGCUGAAGGAGAAUGAAGCUCAGGUGCGACUCCUCUAUUGCUCACAAGAAGAGGCUGAGCAAAUUUUUAAGGCUGCGUGGGCAUCAGGACAGGCUACUCCUUCACAUAUGUGGUUUGCAGUGGGCCCUGGUCUUUCAGGACUUGGUCUUGAAGGUUUGCCCAAGGCUCUGUUUGCUGUGCGACCCCAAGGAUGGAGGGACGAGCCACGACGGCGAAUCGCAAAGGGUGUGUCAGUACUGACGCACGGUGCUAUGGCUUUACGCCGUGAGUACGGUGGGGCUCGUGGGACAAGUUUCGCAGGGAAUUGUAUGAUGGAUGGAAAUCAAACUCAGAGGGUGCCAGACAGAAUCAGGUUCUUCAGCAACAUAACUCUAUCCGGACGGGACUAUUCCUUUAAUAAUGACGGUUAUCUGGCCAAUCCGCUCCUGGAUGUGAUCUCCUACACCGCAGGAAGAGGCUGGGAGGAGGUAGGUUGGUGGGAGAACGGAGUGCUGCGCUUGCGUUACCCGCCAUGGUCUCGAUACGGGCCGUUUCUCAAACCCCUGGAUGAUUCACAACACUUGCGUGUGGUUACUCUGGAGGAGAGGCCGUUUGUCAUCGUGGAACCCGCUGAUCCUGGAACAGGCUCCUGCAUCAGAGACUCAGUGCCGUGCCGACUGCCGCUCAACAACAGGUCAAGGUUCAGUCUGUGGAUUUUUCGACUGGAAAUGUUCAACCUUUGGGGUUAUCACUUUGCCAAAUGUGGCAGUGAAUAUGCAGAUGUUGCAAAUUACAUUCCCAUUAGCUUUGGGGCAUUCAUUCCCCGUCCUGUCACUAGCGCUGAUGGGAUUUAA
This is a messenger RNA of Danio aesculapii, 1832 nucleotides long. Its product is annotated as glutamate receptor ionotropic, NMDA 2D-like. NCBI's taxonomy places the organism in Eukaryota, Metazoa, Chordata, Actinopteri, Cypriniformes, Danionidae. The transcript has 6 exons. The record is from RefSeq and is a predicted model, not a curated record. The coding region runs from base 198 to 1832 and encodes 544 amino acids.